GUAGCCGAGAUGUUCAAGUCGCUGCGCCUGGGGGGCUGGGCCGACGGCGAGAUCCGAGCAACCACGGCGACGUUUACGCGGUCGGUGCCCCACUCGGCUCAGGACGGCGUCAACGCUCCCAGCACGGAAGGGGCCUCCUGCUGCACCUCCUGCGCCUCUUCUGGGACGAGCUGCGCCCGCAGCUGUCGGAGGAGCCGCGGGCGUCCACGGAGGCGCUGAUGGUCCUGCUGGAGCCGUUCUUCCAGCUCGCGGAGGGCUCGUUCCUCGGAGCUCUGGUGAAGCACGUGAAAGAGCACUUGCUGCUGAAGGCACCGUCCGAGAUCAUGGAGGCGGUGGUGGCCUCAGUGGGCAUGAUCGGCCUUUGUCCGGGGGUGGCUUUUGGCAAGGCGUCUGCCGAGCUCCAGGCCACGGCCACGCAGACCUACACUUUGCCAGCCGGUAAGUGUAGGCUUGCGGGGUCACGACCUCUCAACCACGAUGGCAUGACGUGGGUCGACCCGCUCGAUUUGCUCCCAGCCACCACCUUGAGCCCUUCAUUCGAGAUGCCUACGCAUCAGUGUAACGCGCUGUGCAACGGCCCUGUGUACGCGUGGGCAUGCCACUGCUGA
Molecule: messenger RNA, 608 nt
Organism: Prorocentrum cordatum
Lineage: Eukaryota; Dinophyceae; Prorocentrales; Prorocentraceae
Source: the annotation of a GenBank genome assembly